Messenger RNA from Effrenium voratum, 1708 nucleotides. NCBI's taxonomy places the organism in Eukaryota, Dinophyceae, Suessiales, Symbiodiniaceae. The record is from the annotation of a GenBank genome assembly.
AAGGCCGCGGGUUUCACGGCCCAAGAUCCACCCGACAGCCCCCGCUUUCCUUCCGCCGCGGGCUGCGAAUGGCGUCGCCGCUGCGGCGCUCGUCGGUGGAAGCGCUGAAGUUGGGCUUUGAUGGUGUCAAGGUGCAGCCCUUCUCUGAAAUUCCGGGGCCGAAGUUUCCUGUGCUCGGCGCCCUUCCCACGUUUCUGUCCUACGGCUUCAGGAAGUCGCAUAGCUUCUACAAGGACCUCUACAAGCAGUACGGGCCCAUUGUGGAUACCUCCAUCCUCAGCGACCCCGCGGUGAUGGUUUCCGACCCCCGGGAGUGGCGGAAGGUCUUCCAGCGAGAGGGCAGGUACCCCAAGGGCAUCGUCUCCGACCUUUGGAUGACCGAGAAGGUGAACAAGAAGCACGGCUUCCCCACGUCCUCGCUGAUGCAAGAGGGAAAGGAGUGGCAACAAGGCCGACAAGCGCUUCAGAAGGACAUUUUUUCCGUGGCCUCGGCCACGUCCUAUUGCGAGCCUGUCACAGACGCAGCUCAGCAGGUCAUGGAUGGCCUUAACAUGAAGUUGGCCAAGGACGAGGGGGUGGACUUUGAUGGUGUCAUGGUCGACGCGGUGGCGGACGUCUUUACUGCGGCGGUGCUGGGCAAGCCCUUGGGCUUCUCCACAGGCGCUGCCACGGAGGCCCAGCGGCGCUGGGCCAGGGCGGGGAUGCGCUCCAUCGAGCUCACGGCCACCAUGAUGUUUCAGCCUCAUAUGAAGAUCUGGCCAGAGGCCUUCCAACCUUACCGCGAGUACGAGGAGCUUAUGGGGGACAUGGUGCGGACCACUACGCAGCUGGUAGAGGAGACCAUCGAAAGCUACAAGGACUUCAGCGGCCCAGAGGAUGAGUUGCCCUAUGUGGUGCGGGUGGCCAGACGCGGGGAGCUUCCCAGCGAGACCUUAGCCCAUGAAGUGCAGGCCAUUGUUGUGGCGGGGCUGGACACCACCUACCAUGUCCUUCUCUGGAACAUGCUGAACCUCGCCCAGUUUCCGCACGCGCAGGAGGCCCUCCGUGAAGAGGUGUUUCGUGUCUUGGGCCCUUCUGCGCACUUCACCCGCGACAAGCUGUCGGAGAUGCCAUAUUUGAAGGCGCUGAUGCGGGAGACCCACCGCUUCAGCCACCCGGCCUCGCUGUUCACUUACCGCUUUCUGGACGAAGAUGUGGCGCUCUGUGGCUACAACGUGCCAGCAGGGACGCGGAUCAUGAUGAUGUCAGAGGGGCUGCAGAGUGACCCGGCGCUGGUGGAGGAUCCCGAGAAGUUCCGACCAGAACGCUUCCUGCCAGAGGCGGUUGAGGCGCGCAAGACCGACCCCUUGAAGUCCUUGAUAGACCACAAGCUCCUGGGCACGCCCUUCAGCUUCGGGGCGCGGAUGUGCCUGGGGGCGCGGCUGGCGGACAUGGAGAUCAUGACGCUGCUGGCGAAGUUCACCGCCUGCUUCGACGUCCAGCUGGCGCCCAACCAGACCUGGGAAAAGGUCGCCAAGACUAUGGCAGCACCGGAACCCUCACCCAAGGUGAUCUUUCGAGCCCGUUGAGCGCGUGUGAGGCCGUACCUCUCACAACCUGGUUCCCCUUAAUUCGCCAGCCAGGGCGUCUUUGCGGGAGCCAUGCGGUAUGCGGCUGGAGUUUGGUUGCCCUGCCCUCGAGAGCCCUCUAUUUCAAGUGGCUUGGACGA